AUGUUGAAUGUCAUUUAUUGGAGCUCAGAAAACGCCUCGUUAGAGUUUUUAAGCCCGUGCGUCCCCUCCUGCUCCUCCUUUCGACCUUGGAGCCCCGGCCCCGGCCCCCUCCCGCGCUCCGCUCCGCGGCGGUCGCUGGAGCAACCUGCUCGCACGCGUGGGAGGAGUGAUGGGGAACGGGGCGGCGUGGCGGGGAAGCAACCCAAAUCCCGGCUUUCUCAGGGUGGAUCUUUGCUACUUGUGCAAUCCUCACUUUCGGGAGAAACCCGGUCGUUUGAGCGGGGGUUUUCUUUGAGACUGGGGUUCCCCUCAGAAAGAGGAGAGGAAUGUCCUGCCCCCUCGGCGAGGGUGUGGCCCUUCACAAGCACGGAGGACGUGCCCGGCGGGAAGCCCUCUCCUCGCAGCGGCGGGGCGCCACGGGCGAAGCUGCGGCGAUGGAUCCGUCCCUGUUCCUGCUUCUCCUCAUACUUCUCCCCCGGGUUUUUCCGCUGCUGGAACCUCUUUCCAGAAGUAAGUUUCAAAAUACGGAAUACUGUGUUAGAAAUUAGAAUAAUUCAGAGUACCAAGACUGGGGUACUCAAAGAUCGUGCUGUGGUGACCUUUAAGUGUACCACUUACAGCGCAUCUAUAGUGAAGAAUGGCACCCUGUUACGGGAGCUCUAUACUAGCAUCUUCUUAAUAUAUAAUGAAGAUCACAAGCGCUGUGUACUGGCUCUAAGUUCAAAUUCAGUGACUACUGCUCCUUGCGUUCAAGAAAAUGAAUCACAGAAAUUCAGGUGGGUCUCAGAUCACCAGCUUAUGAACAUAGCGUUCAAAUUGUGCUUGGGAGUGCCUUCGAAGAAAGACUGGGUUCCGAUCACUCUGUAUCCUUGUGACAAGGCUAGUGAACUUCAGCGAUGGGAAUGCAGAAAUGAGACUCUCUUUGCAAUCCAAGGGGAAGAUUUGUUUUUCAACUAUGGAAACAGACAGGAAAGGAAUAUUAUGCUGUACAAGGGAUCUGGUUUGUGGAGUAGGUGGAAAGUCUACGGAACCACAGACGAUCUGUGUACUCGAGGCUAUGAAGAUACCUACACAUUGAAAGGAAAUGGCAAUGGAGCACCUUGCGUAUUCCCUUUUAAGUUUGGUGGUAAAUGGUAUGCUGACUGCACAGAUGCUGGCAGAUCAGAUGGCUGGUUCUGGUGUGGAACCACUUCAGACUUCGAUGUUGACAAGUUAUAUGGAUUUUGCCCAUUGAAAUUUAAUAGUGUUGAUUUGUUGUGGAAUACUGAUCCUUUAACAAAUGUCCAGUACCAGAUAAACACUGAGGCAGCUCUGAAGUGGCACCAGGCAAGAAAAAGUUGUCAACAACAGAAGGCAGAGUUAUUAAGCAUCACAGAGUUGCAUGAACAAACAUACCUGACAGGUUUGACUGGCAGUCUGAGUUCUGCUCUCUGGUUUGGUCUUAACAGUUUGAACUUCAACAGUGGAUGGCAAUGGGUUGGUGGUGCUCCUUUUCGGUACUUAAAUUGGGUUCCAGGACAUCCUUCUCCAGAACCUGGAAAAAUCUGUGCAGCAUUAAAUCCUGGCAAAGGUGCUAAGUGGGAGAAUCGGGAAUGUGAUCAGAAGCUUGGCUAUAUUUGUAAACGAGGAAACGCUACUUUAGAAUCUUUCAUUAUUCCUACAGAGACUAAUGUGCCAAUUAGAUGUCCUGAUCAAUGGACAUCAUAUGCUGGUCACUGUUACAUAAUUCACAGGGACCCCAAAAUAUGGAAAGAUGCUGUAACAUCUUGCAGAAAAGAGGAUGGAGAUCUGGCAAGCAUCCAUAAUGUUGAAGAGUACAGCUUUGUUAUUUCUCAGCUUGG
Messenger RNA from Tauraco erythrolophus (red-crested turaco), 1841 nucleotides. Lineage: Eukaryota; Metazoa; Chordata; Aves; Musophagiformes; Musophagidae. The record is from RefSeq and is a predicted model, not a curated record.